UGGUUUUCCCCACCCUCCACGGUCCUGUUUGAAGCUCCGUAUCCUCCCCUCCGGAUGUGUGCCUGGCGACGGAGGAUGCGAGGCGAGGCGCGAGGCGAGGAGCUGGCGGCGCACGCGGCGAUGAGGUGGCGACAUGAGGUUGCAGCGUGGCAGUGCGAGGUGACGGCGUGGCGGCACGGCACAGCCCCGACGGCGACCCUCUCCGCCACCUUCUCACUGUUUAAGGAUGUCUGGAUGCAACAGCAGGUGGCUGCAGAUUGGUUUGGUGAGUCUGCUAUUGUAAUCCAUUUUCAACUUGGACCGGAAGAGGAGUGCUUCAACUUCCUCAUCCAAUUCAGACUGCGCACCUUCCAAGAAGAUAGAGAACACGCUUUCGAACACAUCAGAACGGUUGAAACUCAUACCCUAAUUGAUCUAAAUUUACAACCUAUGUUUAAUUACUAUCUGAAUCGGUUCACAUUCAAGACGGCUAGGAUAUGAAGAAUAAAUAUGCUGUGGAAAAAAGAUCAGUUUAGUAAGUUUAAUUAAGAGUAAAAUCACAAGUCCCCAAACUUGUCUUGCCUGUGUCAAAUUGUCAAUUAUAUCCUUAAACUUCUAAAUUGCAUUUUUGGGACCCCAAACUAUAAAAAGGGUCAUCCUGAGUCCAAACAUGCCACGCGAGCUUCCAACGCUGACAUGUCGUGCCACCGUGGCGGUGUGUUGGCGAAAACAUGCAAGAAACCCCUUAAUUUCUAUCUUCCUUCACUCUCUCUCCUCUCGUCCCCUCCCGUGUCGUGCCUGCUCCCUGAGUCGUCGCGCCGCCCCGAGCUCCCAUCCCUGGCGCACACUGCUAGCUCCUCAUCCCAUCCUUCCCCGCUCGCCACCUCCCUGAAUUAGAUUGUGAGUUUGCCCAAUUUUGGGACCGCAAGUACAAAGUGCAGACAAGCAAUAGCUGAUCCAUCCUGGCAUUGAAUCCUCAUUGUUUAGAAAUUGAGACUGCGGGGCAUUUGCUGGUGCUGAGUGUGGCCGGCGGCGUCCCCUUGGGCAGCCAUGGCCAGUGGCACGCUGGGAUUCAGGGCCUUGCCGGCAUUGCCGCAGACAGCGCACAUGGGGAAGAACAGAGGGAGGAGCAGGGUUCGCGUUGGGACGCGACGAAGGUUCGCAGGACCUCGAACUCCUCCGCCUUGGAACGCCUGGGAGCUCGCAGAGAGCGGCGGCGCCAUGGUCGAGCGGUCCGAGCCUAACGCCCAAGAGCUCGGAGGGGACCUAGCUUCGGGCAGGCGGCUCUGGCGAAGAUCAGGACAACGGGCCACAGGGGAUGCCGGGGCAAAGCAUCGCAGAGGAAGGAGGGCAUCUAGCCUGGGACCUCCGGCGGCGGGGGCGUGGCCGUGCACGGCGGUGCGCCCAGUGAAGAAAGGCGUGCCCACGAAUGCAGGGUGCGCGUCCCCGCGAGAAAGCUGUGACAAACACGCACCUUCUCUUGCACUAGGCUGUUGGACAUUCUGAGCAGUACAAAAAACAACGGCAUAUUAGUUUAUCAUUAGUGCUAAUUGCAGGAUAACCCUUGC
Molecule: messenger RNA, 1547 nt
Organism: Setaria italica (foxtail millet)
Lineage: Eukaryota; Viridiplantae; Streptophyta; Magnoliopsida; Poales; Poaceae
Exons: 3
Coding region: 55-480 (141 amino acids)
Source: RefSeq, a predicted model, not a curated record